Molecule: messenger RNA, 1563 nt
Organism: Penicillium maclennaniae
Lineage: Eukaryota; Fungi; Ascomycota; Eurotiomycetes; Eurotiales; Aspergillaceae
Product: Amino acid/polyamine transporter I
Exons: 7
Coding region: 1-1563 (520 amino acids)
Biological process (GO): transmembrane transport
Cellular component (GO): membrane
Molecular function (GO): transmembrane transporter activity
Source: RefSeq, a predicted model, not a curated record
AUGCGCAUCAAGUCUGGCGAUAUGGCAGUUCGGGAGCUGGGCUCCAGUGGAUACAAAAAUCGAGAUGAUGAGGAUAUGGCCAAGCAGGGCAAGAAGCAGCAGUUCGAGAGGAACUUUGGCUUCCUGUCAAUGUUGGGCUUCACAACAACGAUGAUGUGCACCUGGGAAGCAGUGCUUUUUGCUAAUCCGACAUCGAUGAUCGACGGAGGCCCCGCUUCGCUUGUCUACGGCUACAUUUUCUGCUGGUUCGGCGCUCUGGUCACCGCAGCUUCGCUGGCCGAGAUGGCCUCAAUGGCUCCCACUUCGGCCGGGCAAUAUCAUUGGGUCGCAAUACUCGCUCCCAGAAGUCAGGCCAUCUUUUUGAGCUGGGUGACAGGAUGGCUGAACUUGAUCGGAUGGUGGGCCAACACUGCGGCCGGUGUAUACUUCGGGGCGACCGUGACUCAGGGCCUUUUGGUUCUGAACUUCCCCGAUUAUGAAUUUGAGCGCUGGCAUGGGACUCUACUGAUGUUUGCUGCAUUACUCCUCUGCGUAUUGGUCAAUUCCAUUGGAGCAAGGCUUCUCCCAAAAGUGGAAGGUUUGAUUCUGAUUCUUCACAUUGUGGGAUUCUUCGCCGUCUUGAUUCCUCUCGUCUACCUCGCCCCACACAAAGACGCCGAAUUUGUCUUUGGUACAUUUAUCAAUAGCUCUGGAUGGAGUAACUCUGGUUUGGUUUGGCUCAUUGGGCUCAUGGGCACGAACCUUCCUUUCAUUGGCUACGAUGGUCCAUGUCACAUGGCGGAAGAAGUCAAAAACGCGUCUGUCAUCGUGCCUUGGUGCAUGAUUGGUACGAUCCUGUUGAAUGGUACACUCGGGUUUGCCAUAGUUCUCGCAUUUCUGUUCUGUAUUGGAAACAUCGAAGACGCACUAGGCAGUGCGACUGGCUACGACUUCAUUGAAGUCUUUUGGAAUGCCACCAAAUCCCAUGCAGGCACAUCAGUCAUGGCUGCACUUCCCACUACGCUCGUUAUUUGCGCUUCUUUUGGAUUUUUGGCUUCGGCCUCACGUCUUACCUGGGCAUUUGCGCGCGACAAAGGAUUGCCAUCCUCCGAUUUCCUCUCCCACGUAAAUUCACGCUCAGGCCUUCCGAUUCGGUCCGUUGCCCUCUGCGCUUUCAUCACCGCAUGCAUUUGCGUCAUUAAUGUGGGAUCUUCGGCUGCAUUCAACGCCAUUGUCUCAUUAACUACAGCUGGUCUCUUCUUAUCAUACGAAAUAGCGAUUGUGUUGAUCGUUAUCAAAAAGAUCAAGCGAGAUCCCAUCCCUUAUGGCCCCUGGACACUUGGUCCGUUCGGCCUCGUCGUCAAUAUCGCCUCAAUUUGCUUCUUGACUAUCACCGUUUUCUUUUCUUUCUUCCCCACGGAGCUUCCUGUGGUGCCAUCAAACAUGAACUGGUCUAUCGUUGUGUUCUCCGGCGAGUUCAUCAUCGGCUUGAUCUGGUAUGGAGUCUAUGGCAGAAGGGUAUACCAUGGCCCAAUUAAUGAGUCUGGGACUGCUGUCAUGGAUGGCGAGAUCAUCGUUGAAUAG